AGCCACACACCUUCUUCACCCAGAGCCUGUACCAGUCUUGGCACUGUCGAGCCGCCGCCUUCCUGUGCCCUCUGUAGAUCCACUAGCACAUCACCAUGCCCGGCAAGAAGAAGGAGGAGAUCAAGCCCAUUGAGAUCAAACCAGAAGAGGAGAUUGUUGUCAAGGAGCCUGACUUUGACGCCGCUACAGUGCAGAUUGAAUUUACAGCUGAGCAGAUUGAGGACUUCAAGGAUGCCUUCCAGCUUUUCGACCGGACGCCGACCAACGAGAUGAAGAUCACCUUUGCCCAGUGCGGUGACCUGAUCCGGGCCCUGGGUCAGAACCCCACCAAUAAAGAGAUCAUGCAUGUCCUUGGACGGCCAAAGGCUGACGACAUGCAGACCAAGAUGCUGGACUUUGACCAGUUCCUGCCCAUGCACCAGCACAUCUGCAACGGCAAGGACCGCGGCACCUUUGAGGACUUUGUUGAGGGGCUGAGGGUGUUCGACAAGGAGGGCAACGGCACCGUCAUGGGCGCUGAGCUCAGACACGUGCUGGCCACCCUGGGUGAGAAGAUGAAGGAGGGGGAGGUGGAGCAGCUGAUGACUGGGCAAGAGGAUGCCAAUGGCUCCGUCAACUACGAGGCCUUUGUAAAACACAUCAUGGCAACAUAAAAAGGUUGCAGAUGAUACCUUGCAAUGAGCUGAAGACAAUCAUGCCUCCCUUUUUAUAUGAAACCCUUGCCGCAUGUGCAGUCAACAUAUUGACGUAUGUGCGGUUGCUCCUGUUCAAAUUCUUUACCUCGAUUUGUCAACUUCCUGUUUUUGUAAUGAUGCUCCACAUCUAUUGAAAAAAAGACUAAAAAAAUAAGAAAAUAAAUGACUGUAUAAAAUAUACAUGUUCAUUAUUCCAUGACACAUUGGAAAAUAAAAGCUAUUUUGCACCGUA
Engraulis encrasicolus (European anchovy) is the source of this 927-nucleotide messenger RNA. It is a transcript of the gene myl13, whose product is annotated as myosin, light chain 13. Gene Ontology annotation, cellular component: myosin II complex. The record is from RefSeq and is a predicted model, not a curated record. NCBI's taxonomy places the organism in Eukaryota, Metazoa, Chordata, Actinopteri, Clupeiformes, Engraulidae. Gene Ontology annotation, molecular function: calcium ion binding. Bases 96 to 653 code for a protein of 185 amino acids. The transcript is spliced from 7 exons.